GGGGAAGCAGGAAAAAUAGUAUAUUCCCUACCGUUAACCUUUCUGACCCAGUCUAUGUGACAGGGUGCGCGAGUCACAGUGUAGUUCGUUAUAUGUUUGCGCGUGCGCCUGAGCGAGGGGCGUCUCUCCGAGCUCCUCACCUCAGAAACCGAAAGUAGCAGGUGAGUGAGGGAGGAAGGAAAGAAAACUGAGGAGAUUCUGGGGCAUACGCCCAAGAUCUCAGACUGGCAGAACAUGGUGUUGGAAGCAAGGGUGGUGGUAGUCGUGUCUGGGAAGUGAAGAGGUGCCACUGGCCCAGGAGUAGUUCCCAAGACAUGGAUUAUGAAAGACGAGGUGGCCGUGGAGAUAGAACUGGCCGAUAUGGUGCCUCUGACAGCUCCCAAGAUGAAGGAAUAGAGAGCCGAAGUCUGAGAGACCAUGAUUAUCGAGACAUGGAUUACCGUUCCUACCCCCGAGACUUCAGCAGCCAGGACUUCAGGCGUGAUUAUGAUGACUCAUCUGAGCACAGUGUUGAGGAUUCUUAUGAGGUUUCUUCAGGUUUUGAAACACUGCGUAAGCGGCAUAGCCCUGCUGAGCCAUUGCGUUUCCCUGGAGAUGGAGACUACCGGGACCAAGAUUAUCGGACAGAACAAGGGGAGGAGGAUGAGAAGGCCAGUAACAUCAUCAUGCUGAGGAUGCUGCCACAGGCAGCAACUGAAAAUGACAUACGAAUACAAUUGCAGGCUUAUGGAAUCCAGGCAAGGGAGGUACGACUGAUGAGGAACAAAUCCUCUGGUCAGAGCCGGGGCUUCGCUUUUGUUGAAUUUAAUCAUUUGCAGGAUGCUGCACGUUGGAUGGAAGCUAAUCAGCAUUCUCUCAACAUUCUGGGUCAGAAGGUUUCCAUGCACUACAGUGAUCCCAAGCCUAAAAUUAAUGAGGAUUGGCUUUGCAAGAAGUGUGGAGUUCAAAACUUCAAACGUCGGGAGAAGUGUUUCAAAUGUGGUGUGCCCAAAUUAGAAGCUGAACAGAAGCUACCAGUAGGAAUACAACUGGACCAGCAGGCAAUGCCUUUGGGUGUCCGAGAACCAAGCCAAGGCCUGCUGCCUCUACCACAAUCGUACCAGACCCAGGGUGUACUUGUGUCCCAUGUUUUGUCCCAGAGCUCUGAGCCCAACUCUGAGAAUGCUAAUGACACCAUAAUACUACGCAACCUGAAUCCUCAUAGCACCAUGGACUCAAUCUUGGGGGCUUUGGCACCCUAUGCUGUACUGUCAUCUUCCAAUGUCCGAGUCAUCAAAGACAAACAGACACAGCUGAACCGGGGCUUUGCCUUCAUCCAGCUAUCUACCAUCGUGGAGGCUGCUCAGCUGCUUCAAAUUCUCCAGGCUCUGCACCCUCCACUUACUAUUGAUGGCAAGACAAUCAAUGUGGAAUUUGCCAAGGGUUCUAAGAGGGAUAUAUCCUCCAAUGAUGGGAACCGUAUCAGUGCCGCUUCUGUGGCCAGUACAGCAAUUGCUGCUGCACAGUGGGCCAUCUCACAGACAUCCCAGGGUGGGGAGGGAAACUGGAUGGCUCCAGAAGAGGCAGUGGCAGACUACAGCUACUAUCAGCAUGAUGAGAGCUAUUGUGUCCCAAGAAGUGAAGCUACUCCUUAUAGCCAUAGUGGCUAUGUUAAAACCAAGACUCUGGGUGUAGCAAGUAGCAAAGUUGAACUGACUGGAAUAGGCUCUGAGACUUCUCUGGAACCUAGCAUAUCUGGCAUGGAUAUGCCACUCAUCCAGACCUUUCACCAUGUCCAGCCCAAUGUCUAUCAGCAGACAGGUACUGAAGUGGGCUGUGCCCAGGGGGCAGUGACCAUUACCCAGGCCCAGUCAUACACAAUUGUGUCCCCUGCUAUUUUGAAGGCAGAGCUUCUCAGUUCAGCUCAGCUUAGCUCUGCAUCAUCAGUUGCCACCAGCUCCUCUGUUCAGGAUUCCUAUGGCCAGUACCCUAUACCUGAUGUUUCCACCUACCAAUAUGAUGAGACUUCAGGCUAUUAUUAUGAUCCUCAGACUGGGCUUUAUUAUGACCCCAACUCUCAGUAUUAUUAUAAUGCCCACAGUCAGCAAUACCUAUAUUGGGAUGGAGAACGGCGCACUUAUGUGCCUGCCCUAGAGCAGGUAACUGACGGACACAAGGAAACAAGUAUCAGCUUGAAGGAGGGAAAAGAAAAGAAGGAGAAGCACAAGACCAAGACAGCACAACAGAUUGCGAAGGACAUGGAGCGUUGGGCCCGAAGUCUCAAUAAGCAGAAGGAAAACUUCAAAAAUAGCUUCCAACCCAUUAGUGCCCUAAAGGAGGAUGAGCGUCGUGAAUCAGCUACAGCUGAUGCUGGUUAUGCCAUCCUUGAAAAAAAGGGAGCACUGACUGAGAGGCAGCAUGUCACUAUGGAACUCCCUAAACUUACUAGUGAUGAGCGUCUGAGUCCACCACGAGGACUAGUGGCUGCAUACAGUGGGGAAAGUGAUAGUGAAGAGGAACUUGAGAGGAAUACCGAAAGGGAGGAAAGACUCACAGACUGGCAGAAAUUGGCUUGCCUUCUUUGCCGACGCCAAUUCCCUAGCAAAGAGGCUCUAAUCCGCCACCAGCAACUUUCUGGACUACAUAAGCAAAACCUAGAGAUUCAUCGACGUGCCCACCUAUCUGAGAAUGAACUAGAGGCACUGGAGAAGAAUGACAUGGAGAUGAAAUAUCGAGACCGGGCAGCAGAACGCCGAGAGAAAUACGGCAUUCCUGACCCUCCAGAACCCAAAAAAAGGAAAUUUGGAACCAUGGCUGCCACCACUGUAGGCCUUGAACAAUCGACUCAGCAUGGGCUGAGCAGCAACAACAUUGGUAGUCGCAUGCUGCAAGCCAUGGGAUGGAAGGAAGGCAGUGGGCUAGGCCGUAAGAAGCAGGGCAUUAUCACCCCCAUUGAGGCCCAUACAAGGGUUCGGGGCUCUGGCCUAGGCUCUCGGGGCAGCUCCUACAAUGUCACUUCAUCUGAGUCAUACAAAGGAACUCUCCACAAGACCAUGCUGACCCGCUUCAGUGAGACCGAGUGAUCUCCAGCUGGCACCUCCCCAAAUGCCCUGUUGUCUUUUGAGACAACCAUAAUCUGGGGAGCAAAUAUUUGAAAAUGGCAAGAUUUGGCCUUUUGUUAACACACCCACCCACCCCCAUUCCCACCAUUCACACACAUGGGAAACUCUCCUCCAAGGCACCUUUUAGUUUGCAACUUUUGUUGGGAAGUUAUUACCUCCCAUUUCCCUGUGUGUCCUGUUAAUUUUCUAAUAAAACCUGAGAAGUCACGAAUAAUUUUUGGGCUCCUGAGAUUGGUUCAAUUGAAGAUGGUGAACCAGAAUGUCACUGGAAAUCUGCUGCAUUGUUUCCUUCUGGUUAUAGAAGUUCUGAAUAGGUGACCUAAGAAAGAUAUAAGAGCCUGGAAGUUGCAUCAGGAACAUUUAUGCUUACCAGUGUACCCCUUUUUGGGAAAGAUUGGACUGUGGGAAUGUUUGGCAUUAUUACAUACAUCACUAGCAUCUUCAGGUUUGAGUUUGCUUUUCCCAUUUCCUAAGACUUUCAUUUGUUCCUGAUCUAAUUGUGGUCACUUAAUUCCUACCUCCAGUUGAAAUCUUAGUUUACAUGGUUUUCCUGUACCUAUGCAUUUACUUUUGACUAUUGUGGUGCUUUCCUUGGAAUAGCCUAGGUGAAAUUGAAAUUCUUGUUUUAUGUUCACUAGAUUGAGCCUGAUUCUCAUAAACUAUCUUUUCUUUUGUCUGAUUAAAAAUCUUAUGAAAACAG
Messenger RNA from Monodelphis domestica (gray short-tailed opossum), 3801 nucleotides. NCBI's taxonomy places the organism in Eukaryota, Metazoa, Chordata, Mammalia, Didelphimorphia, Didelphidae. The record is from RefSeq and is a predicted model, not a curated record.